Rhinichthys klamathensis goyatoka is the source of this 1335-nucleotide messenger RNA. It is a transcript of the gene vegfd, whose product is annotated as vascular endothelial growth factor D. The transcript has 7 exons. Gene Ontology annotation, molecular function: vascular endothelial growth factor receptor 3 binding; growth factor activity; chemoattractant activity. The record is from RefSeq and is a predicted model, not a curated record. Lineage: Eukaryota; Metazoa; Chordata; Actinopteri; Cypriniformes; Leuciscidae. Bases 366 to 1184 code for a protein of 272 amino acids. Gene Ontology annotation, biological process: positive regulation of protein phosphorylation; vascular endothelial growth factor signaling pathway; sprouting angiogenesis. Gene Ontology annotation, cellular component: membrane.
GUCUGUGGAGACACUGGGCCAAAUUUGGCCGGUCCAAGACGGAUGACAAUACCAAGGGGUCGUCCUGAUCAGAAAGAAUCAUACAAAACAGAAGGGAAAGACUGAGAAGUUCUUCCUCAGCCAAGUUCUGUCCUAGACCAGCACUGAUUGAUGCCUCUUUCUCCUCCUCUUUUUUUUUUUUUUUUUAAAGAGGAGAUCCCAUUUGGCUCCGGAAAGCUCGAUUUCACAGGUCUCUCUUGGUGCGCCUGUGUGGUCCUGUUUGAGAAACCUGCCGCGUGAUUUGUGAGUGUGCGUGAGUGUAUACGCAGACUGGCUUCCCCUCGCUGCUUAAUUGCUGGACGGUACCCUGGAGAGUAAGUAGCAGGAUGAAGACACAGAAAUGUGCUGGAUUUCACAUGUUGCUACUCCUGUAUGUCAGACUGAUGCUAGCAGUGGAUGCCUACAGACCCCUAAGAGACAUAAACCAGGAGAAGUGGGAACAAGAACUGAGGGAAGCUGGGAGUCUGGAUGAGCUUCUGAUGUUGACCGAAUACCCGGACUGGAAGCUGUGGAGAUGCAGACUCAAGCUGAAGCACUUUGACGACACCUCUCCACCUGAGAACCGCAGGUCGACUCGCUAUGCGGCCGCAUCUUUCAGCCCAGAGAUGCUAAAAGAUAUUGAUGAUGAAUGGCAGAAAACACAGUGCAUGCCCAGAGAGACGUGUAUAGACGUGGCUAAAGAGUUGGGCACCAAUACCGCAGUGUUUUUCAAGCCCCCGUGCGUCUCUGUCUUCAGGUGUGGCGGCUGCUGCAACAAAGAGGGAGUUACCUGCCGUAAUACAAGCAUGACUUAUGUCAAUAAAACUAUAUUGAGUGUGAGUCUGGCGCCUUAUAAAUCUGGACCAGAGCCUGUGCUGGUGAAAAUAGCCAAUCACACUGAGUGUAAGUGCCAGGAACACGCGCUGAUCCGCAGACAUGUUCGUGAGAAGUACAGGAAGAACGGUUGCUCUCCUACACGUAAGCCAGAAGACAAGAGGCUAUGCAACAAAGGUUUAAUAUGGGACUGGAUGGCAGAGCGAUGUGUGACGUACCCCUCCAGCAAACAAGAACCUCCAUCUUCCGUCAGUGAGGAGGACUGUGAGAUUGAUGUAGAGCGAUGUGAAUGUAUUCCAAAAGUAUGGACAGACAGAUUACACCAUACGUGACACAAUUCAACAAAUCUUCUAAAGCUGCAAGAGAGAAAACAACGAUGAACACGACGCCCUGACGAUCUGCAAGUGCCGAAUGCAGAGACUGCAAAAUACCAUUUAAUUUAUUUAUCUCUCUAUUUAUAUCAAAUAAAAAUACUUUUAUUAA